GGAAACUUUCCCCUCUUCAACUUCAUCUUCUUUCCCAACCUUAUUUUGGGACGUCAAGCGCCGCCGUUCAUUAGAGGAACGGCGUUUAUACAAUAAACAACCAACAUAUACAAAGGAAUCUUAACAUUUCAUCAUGUCAGUCAUCAGCACGUCACACUGGUUCGGCCCAAGCCAGACCGUCGAGUACCACCCAGCAGCACGCCAGGGAGCUCGACUAUUCAAACCAACAUAAUUACGAUGAUUGGACGAGUUCUGCCUUAGGGCCAGCAGAUCUCUUCCGUUCAUUCGGGGGUUCAAUGAUCCCCCCAGUUCAAGACUGGUCCCUGGGUUUGGAUACUGGCGGCAACAUUAAUGAAGUAGACUGGUCCCUCUCCGGAUUAGACGGAGCAGGUGAUCCACUUGUUUUCGAGAAUAACAUGCGCAACGGACAGUUAGAUGCUUCAGGGAUACUACCUGGCUUUGAACCUAAUCUGGAUUUUCAAUUUAACCAACCCCUCAACAUUCACAGCGCUCCAGGAUCGGGGUCAGAUACAGGACCUUCCGAUCCUUCCUAUUCACCACCUAUGCCCAAAUCUCCUGGGGCUUCAUCCAGUCAAGGCCAGACUCCUAAGAGUCGUCGCUCGCCUCCGGUGGACCCAAUUACUGCUCUCAAACGCCAACGCAACAACGUUGCGGCUCGCAAGUAUCGGCAGAAGCGAAUUGAUCGGAUCACCGAGCUGGAGAUGGAACUUCAGGGCGUGAAGGAUGAACGCGACGAUUUACGACUUCGUCUAGCCCGUCAGGAGGCGGAGGCGGCCGCGUUAAGGAGCAUGUUGCAAUUGAACUCUGGGAGAGGUGCGAAAGGUUAGCAAGGUCAGGCAGUGUAUUUUCGAGGUUUCUAUUAGUCCAACAAAAAACGAGAUUGCUUUUUUUCUCAUGUCUCAGACGAUGUCGGCUCAUUCUUCUCCUCAUGCGUGUUUUGUCCCCUGCGGGACAGCAGAAUUUGAUUGUCGGAAGAGGGAACGUAGUUGUCAUCUUGGAUUGGCAUAUGGAUGAAGGCUUAGGUUUUUGACAUACAUACCACAAGCCCUACGAUCCCUACUCGGUAUACAAAGAUGCAUUAUUUUAAGUCAAUUCGAGUGUGAUUCAUUGUCUAUGUAUUCAUCUCUAUCUACAACGGAUAUUGAUAUUGAGCUUCUAUAUAUCCCACUAUAUUCAAGUCUUUCUUA
This is a messenger RNA of Annulohypoxylon maeteangense, 1208 nucleotides long. RefSeq lists its product as uncharacterized. Lineage: Eukaryota; Fungi; Ascomycota; Sordariomycetes; Xylariales; Hypoxylaceae. The transcript is spliced from 2 exons. Gene Ontology annotation, biological process: regulation of transcription by RNA polymerase II; DNA-templated transcription. Gene Ontology annotation, molecular function: RNA polymerase II cis-regulatory region sequence-specific DNA binding; DNA-binding transcription factor activity, RNA polymerase II-specific. Bases 297 to 848 code for a protein of 183 amino acids. The record is from RefSeq and is a predicted model, not a curated record.